Molecule: messenger RNA, 324 nt
Organism: Microthlaspi erraticum
Lineage: Eukaryota; Viridiplantae; Streptophyta; Magnoliopsida; Brassicales; Brassicaceae
Source: the annotation of a GenBank genome assembly
AUGCCAAUAGAGCCGAUUCGAUUUCUGGGGAAAACCGCAGGCGUAAUCGUAGGAGGACUAGUGAUCGUAAACGUGGCUUCCUCGGCGGCCAUGGGAGCAUUUCGAUAUACUGUCGAGGAGAAACAGAGGAAAAACGGAGGAUUGUUGGCUUGUAGAUGGUGUCGUGGAAAAGGGUUUUACAUAUGCAAACUAUGCAAAGGAGACGCAACGAUAAAAUGGUCGCCAUUGUAUGAUCCAGUUUGCAUCAAUCCUUGUCUUUGCCCUACUUGCGAUGGUCACAGGGUACAACGAUGUCUCAACUGCAUAGGAAAAGGUUUCUGCUGA